Dichomitus squalens LYAD-421 SS1 is the source of this 2454-nucleotide messenger RNA. Its product is annotated as DNase I-like protein. Gene Ontology annotation, molecular function: phosphatidylinositol-4,5-bisphosphate 5-phosphatase activity; protein binding. Gene Ontology annotation, biological process: phosphatidylinositol dephosphorylation. The transcript has 4 exons. The record is from RefSeq and is a predicted model, not a curated record. Lineage: Eukaryota; Fungi; Basidiomycota; Agaricomycetes; Polyporales; Polyporaceae. Bases 1 to 2454 code for a protein of 817 amino acids.
AUGAGCGAAGUCGACCUUCAACCGAGUACCUCUACGGCAACGCCUCCCCCAGAGCGGAAGCAGUUUGGUGCGCACCUGCCCCCACCUACCCGAACGAUUGCGUUGGGAGACAAACUUCCACCACCUCGGCGCGUCAAUGACGGCUCAUCAAGCGAUGAAGAGGACGAUGAAGACGUCAAGAUGAAGGUUGAUCUCCUGCCUGAUGCUAGUCGCGCCUCGCGCCGGCCGCCUGUCGUCGAUUGCCUCAACUAUUCUGAGUUCAACAUCCAUAUCCCUGCGUACACCGGCUCGGUCGCGGUAUCUGGACACGCUGUUGCGGUUGUGACGCAACAUCAUCUUCGCGUAUACGACCUCUCGAUUUCGGACGCGCCCAUAUGGAACCUCGACUCCAAAAACGGCGACUUCAACAUCAAGAUCAAGGACUUCAAGAUGACCAGCGUCGAAUUCCGUCCGACGACCUCCCUGCAGGACCGAGGCGCGUUCUUGUGGAUCGGGACGAAGGACGGCCACCUCAUCGAGCUCGACGUGCGCACUGGCCAGGUCACUGCGGCCCGUCCCGCCGUGCACGCGCACACCAUCACGCACAUGUUCCGGCACGACCAGUCGAUGGUCACCCUCGACGACACCGGGAAGGUCCUCGUCUGGUCGCCCUCGGACGACCUCGACCUCGACCUCAGCACGCAGACCCCGCGAGUGGUGCGGAUAGCGGAGAAGCAGGAGUUCGCGAAGAUGAUCGGGGGCCAGCUCUGGACGUCGACCCGCGAUCCCUCUGCCGGGGGGAGCGUGCCUGGGACGUCGAGGGGCCCGUACAUGCGCGUCUACGACGUCUUCACACAGGGCAGCGUGGGCAGGUCGCUGCUCCCGAGCGAACACCUCGGCGCGGUCACCGCCGCGACGGUGCUCCCGAGCGACCCCGCGCAGGCGUACGUCGCGCACGAGGGCGGGCACAUCAGCAUCUGGGCGCUCGGGGGCGGGGACGCGCCGCCGCAGUGCGUGGAGGUCGUGAAGGUGUCGACGUCGGACAUCCUGAGUUUGGAGGGCGUGAACGACCGGCUGUGGGCGGGCGGGCGGAAGGGCACGAUCUCGGCGUACGACGUGGGCUCGAAGCCGUGGACGGUCACGAACUCGUGGAUGGCGCACCAGAGUCUGCCGGUGUUGCGGAUCGGGGUGGACACGUGGAGCAUGGAGAAGCUGGACCGGCUGAUGGUGUUUAGUGUGGGGCGGGACGAGAGGUUGAGGUUCUGGGACGGGCUUUUGGGCGUCGACUGGAUCGAGCAAGAGCUGCUGAAGCGCGAGACGGAGUUCAGCACGUUCCGCGACAUGACCGUGCUCAUCGUCUCCUGGAACGUCGACUCGGCGAAGCCGGACACGCUCACGGGCCCGGCGGAGAACGUGAACUUCCUGCAGGACGUGCUGCGGACGAUCGACCGCCCGGACAUCAUCGCGUUCGGGAUGCAGGAGCUGAUCGACCUCGAGAGCCGCAAGAUGGCGGCGAAGACGGUGCUCCUCGGCGGGAAGAACAAGACCGCGGACGGGUCGAUCAGCCAGAAGGUGACGACGAGCUACAAGAAGUGGUACGACCGCCUGGUGCUCGCCGUCAGGCUCGCGAUGCCCGCGGACGAACCGUAUACGGUCAUACACACGGAGAACCUGGUCGGGCUGUUCACGUGCGUCUUGGUGAAGAAUUCGGAGAGGACGCGGUUGAAGCAUGCGGCGCUCACGACGGUCAAGCGGGGGAUGGGCGGCAGGUAUGGGAACAAGGGCGGCAUCAUCUCCAGGUUCGUCGUGGACGACACGUCGAUUUGCUUCAUCAACUGCCACCUUGCCGCCGGCCAGCACCAUGUUCGGCAGCGCAACGCCGAUGCGGCUGCUAUCGUCGAGGACCAGUCCAUGCUUCCCGAGCCGGACGAGGGUGCUGCGUACGUGAAUGGAGGUGAUGGGACCAUGGUCCUGGACCACGAGCUCGUCUUCAUGAACGGCGACAUGAACUACCGCAUCGACCAACGACGCGAGGCGGUCGUCGCGGCCGUCAAGGCGGGCGACCUCCAGCAACUCGUGAUCCAUGACCAGCUCCGGAAGGAGAUGAAGUUCAACCGCGCGUUCCGGCUCCGCACGUUCCAGGAGGGCCCGCUGGACUUUGCGCCUACGUACAAGUACGACCGGCGGUCAGACGAGUACGACACGUCGGAGAAGGCGCGGACCCCGGCGUGGUGCGACCGCGUGCUCUGGCGGUCGCUGGUGCCCGAGCGGGUGGAGCUGCUGCACUACCGGCGGUGGGAGGCGAACGUGUCGGACCACCGGCCGAUCUCUGCUGGGUUCAAGAUCAGGGUCAAGUCGGUGAAGCACGAGGCGCGGGCGAGGGUGAAGGCGGAGGUGCAGGAGCGGUGGAAGGAGGCCGAGAGGGACUUGUUGGCGGCGGCGAUGCAGUAUUACAUCGACCAGAAAAUGAUCUGA